GGCCGCCCGCCGCGGCUGCCGCGGCCUUCCUGCCCGGCCCGUGCGCCCGUCUGCGCGCCCCUCUCCGCGCCGCCCCGGAGCCGCGAGCCCCCAGCGCCCCGGACGUGCCUGCGCCUGCGGCCGCCCGCGCCUCCGCUGCGGCCGGUCCGGCGGCCUCCACCUUCUCGGCCGAGCCGGCUGCCCCCGGCCCCGUCCCGCGGCUGCUCGCGGCGUCGGUUGCCGAGCUUGACUGCUCCCGGAGGAGACUGGGUUUUUUCCUAUUUCUUUUUCCUUUUAGGAUUUGAAAGAGAGAAAAGAACGCACAGCAGGCUGGGACGGUGAAGCGCCACCAGCUGGCCCCACGUGGACACCUCUGCGGGGAAAGGGAGUUGGAAGCGAGCUUGGUCCAGCUGGCCUCGAGGCCUCAACUUCUGCCGGACCUGGGUCAUGACUGUCACGCCGGGCCGGUGGAAGGCUUUACCUGUCCCCGGCUGGACUUGACCGCUGCCCUUCAGCGGCCGACGCUCCCCCCCCCCCACACACUCCCCCGACACCUCGCUAGGCUCUGACGCCCGUCCGCGACAUGGAUAAGUACGGCGACCUGGGCCUGGAGGCCAGUAAAUUCAUUGAGGACCUGAACAUGUACGAGGCCUCCAAGGAUGGACUCUUCCGAGUGGACAAGGGGGCAGGCAACAAUCCCGAGUUUGAGGAAACACGCCGGGUGUUUGCCACCAAAAUGGCCAAAAUCCACCUCCAGCAGCAACAACAGCUCUUGCAGGACGAGACCCUGCCCAGGGGGAGCCGAGGCCCGGUCAACGGUGGCAGCCCCCCGGGCCCAGAGGCCCGCCGGGAAGCCGGUGUGAGCAGCAAGCUGACCGUGGAUGGUGCAGCCAAGCCCCCUCUAGCUGCCUCGACAGCGGGUCCUGGGACAGCCACCUGCCUGGCCCCCGGGCAACCGUUGUACCCACCCCAGGAGCAGAGGGCCAGGCCCUUUGCCCGCAGCGCGAGCCACGGCAGCCAGGACUGUGGCCCCAAGGAGAGCCUGGCAAGCUGGGAGAUGUCUGCCUUCCGCCAGGUGGGCCCCUGCGAGGAUCCUUCCUGCCUCACGCACGGAGACUAUUACGACAACCUCUCCUUGGCAAGCCCAAAGUGGGCUGACGAACCAGGAGUGUCCCCCAGCGUCAGGCCGGGCGCAGGGAGUGGGUGGCCUGGCACCCCAGGGACUGACACACCACUGCCCAAACCCUCCAGGGACCACCCCCUGUACCAGCCUCAGCUCUCCCCGAGCUCCAGCAAGUCAUUUGAGACCGGCCAGGAGGGUGGUGGUGGUGACCGUGGUGAUGAGAAGCCAGCUGGGCUUUGGACUACCGCCUCCUCCCAGAGGGUGAGCCCUGGCCUCUCUUCCCCAGGCCCGGAAAACGGGGCCCUCCUGGGGCCGCCUCAGCCCAGGCCCCCCUCUUUCUUAGCACCCUUGGCCCAGAGCUGCCCCAGCCAAGGAGCUCUUCCAAGAACAAACUCGGGGGUGGGGAGUGAGGCUUCAGGCACGAUGCCCAAACCCAUGGUGGACCCUCAACCCUGGUUCCAAGACGGACCCAAAUCUUACCUUUCUAGUUCUGCCUCAUCAUCCUCACCAGCCAGCAUGGACAGUUUGCAGCUGGGUGCGGCCCCUGGGCUGGGUCCUAAGCCAGUCUGCACAGACCCUGGCAUUGGUCCCAAGCUCAGCCCCACCAGCCUUGUCCAUCCAGUGAUGUCCACUCCGCCUGAGUUGUCUUGUAAAGGUCCCCCAGGCUGGUCGUCAGAUGGCAGCCUGGGGCCUGGGCUCCCGGAGAGCCCCAGCCCCCCCAGGGUGAGGCUGCCCUGCCAGACCCUCCUCCCAGGCCCUGAGCUUGGGCCCUCAGCCGCCGAAUUGAAAUUAGAAGCCCUCACCCAACGUCUGGAGCGUGAAAUGGAUGCGCACCCGAAGGCCGAUUACUUUGGAGCCUGUGUGAAAUGCAGCAAAGGGGUGUUUGGGGCCGGCCAGGCCUGCCAGGCCAUGGGGAAUCUCUACCACGACGCAUGCUUCACCUGUGCGGCUUGUGGCCGGAAGCUGAGAGGAAAAGCCUUUUAUUUUGUCAACGGCAAAGUGUUUUGUGAGGAAGACUUCCUGACUCCAGCUGUGCCUGUGUGUGCGCGCGUGUGCGUGUGUGUUUCGUACUCUGGGUUCCAGCAGUCUGCUGACAGGUGUUUUCUUUGUGGACAUCUGAUCAUGGACAUGAUCCUGCAGGCCCUCGGGAAGUCCUAUCACCCCGGCUGCUUCCGCUGUGUCAUCUGCAACGAGUGUUUGGACGGGGUGCCCUUCACCGUGGACUCCGAGAACAAGAUCUACUGUGUCCGAGAUUACCACAAGGUGCUGGCCCCCAAGUGUGCAGCCUGUGGGCUUCCCAUCCUUCCACCUGAGGGCUCAGAUGAGACCAUCCGUGUCGUGUCCAUGGACAGAGACUACCAUGUGGAGUGCUACCACUGUGAGGACUGUGGUCUGGAGCUCAAUGAUGAAGACGGUCACCGCUGCUACCCCCUGGAGGACCACCUGUUCUGUCACUCCUGCCAUGUCAAGAGACUGGAGCAAAGCCCCUCGUCUGCAGCUCUUCACCAGCACCGCUUCUAGCCGGAGCCGCUCCCAGGCGUCCCGUGGGAGAUGACAAGACAUCUGCCUGUUAGUUCCAGCGGCCCCCGGGGCGGAGCCGGGGGGGGGUGGAGGGGAGAGGGGUUAGGCAGGUAAGUUUCUGCAUAUACGCCUGGGGUGCCUUUCCUUGAACCAGGGAGCUGAGCCCUACCUGUGUGGCAUGUGUAUUUUCCAAGUGCCUUUCUGCACCGCCACGCCCUGUCACAUUACUCAGGAAGACACUCCAGCCAUGUGUGGCAUGUGAUAGGGGAUCGCAUCCGUGCAGCCGAAGGCACUCUCCAGCCCCUCUCGGAUGGAAAGGGUCGCAGUGAGCAUGUUUCACAAUAUCCUCUGAAGACAGAUCUCAGCUGCCGAUCCAUGCAGCCCUCCCCUGUCCCUUGGGAAAAUUCCCACCUCCAGACGCUAUCCGCCCCCCCCCCCCGCAUGCACGUACACAACAUGAUUUAAGACUGCAUCCAGACACGUGCGUGCGCACACACACACACACACAGCAUUAUUUAAGACUUCCUGCCACCCCAGAGACUCAGUUCUUCUUUCGAAUAGUUGCACAUUUUCAUUGCAUUAUGGCAAGAGGGAAGCUCUCGCGGGUGCUAUCUUAGGAAGAAUUUGCUUACUAAACCAGAGCCAAGUUUUGAAAUGAGUGAGCCAGGCAGGGUUUCCUCCUGGUACACUGACCGCGUUUUGUGUGCCCCUGCAAAUCUUCACUCCCUUAACGGCAGCUGGGAGCCCGAUGGAGAUUUGCCCUGUUCCAGCAAAGUGUGCUUUGGGCCGAGGGCUUGGUGCAGGCCCCAGGCCCCCUUUGCCCAGCUGUUUACACUGUUUCUCUCCGGAGCUCUCGAGAGUCUGCGACUCCGGAGUCACUCCCACAAAGGCAAGUCUCAGGAUCCCACGUGGGGACAUCUCUGUGCCUGUUUUAGCUUCUUUAAUGAACCACGGGGUUUGGGCCGUCCUGCCCACCUGCUGAGAGCUAGCCCCUUUCUCCACGGGGGGGAGAGAGAGAGAGAGAGAGAGAGAGAGAGUGUGUGUGUGUGUGUGUGUGUGUGUGUGAUCUCUAAGCAGCACAGGAGGGGGUGCUUCUGGAUAGAUGAGUGUUUUCACCUCGCACGGCUCUCCCUCACCCAAUUCUGGGCACAGGCAGUGACGUGGGAAGAGACCCGUAUAAGGUACACUGCUCUUGUCUGGGUUUUCUUCUUGUUUUUAAUCGUCCUCCCCCGUUCUCAGUCUUCCACACACACAAAAUACCUCACAGAUAAGAGCUUCGCCAAACCGCAGAUGAGGCAUUUGGCCAUUGCACUGACCUCCCAGGCCUCCGUCGGGGCGUGCGGAGUCUCUGCCUCCACGCGGGCCAGACAGCAGCCGCUCCGGGCUCGGGCUGCCAGUGGGUCGGAGGGCACGUGGGUGUUACUGCCCUGAUGCAGUUCAUCAGGCAGGUCCCCCCGGGGUGGGAGGGCCACGCACCGGCCGGAGUUCAAGGCCGCCUAUGCACUCAGGAAGCACGGUUGGCCCAGCCUGUCACACACUCCCGAGGCCGGACGUCCGUAUCCCUGGUAUUCCAAUGAAAAGAUGGUGUAACAGAAAAAUAAAGAAGAAGGCUGGCUGGCAUUUGCCCUCUCAGCCCGUGGGGAGGGCCCGCCGGAGGGCAGGGGCCGGCCUGGGAGUAUGGCACUGGUGUCGGCUGUCCGCCUCGUCACCUCACCCCCAGGGCAGCGGGGGGCCACGGAGGGUGGGCGGGGGGGCGGAGCCCAAGGCACGUGGGACUCGCAGACUUGUCAGUGGGCCCGGCUCCCGACUCGAGGCCGCGCUUUGAUUCAUUGGGUAGCAGCUGCUCUAAGAUGUACAGAAUUGGCCCCGAGAGUUGUCUCCUGUUGUUACAUUCACACUGUUAGACGGCCAGAUGUCAUUUCAGCCCAGGCUAUGGGCUUUCGUCGAUUCCAUGGCACAGGCCAAGCUUCCAGAAGCCCGUGGAUACGUGCGGCCGGGGGAGUGAACCCUGGGGCUGAACCCCUCUCUUCCCGGAGUCCCCAGCUCGGCUCUGGCAAGGCUGGCCGGGACGGGGCGGGGGGGGGGUGUCUUCACUUGGCUUUGCCAACCGAGAAACGUUUCUGGCCUUGCUGACCCACCUUUGCUGCCCUUGCGAGUCCAGCAAAAGUGCAGAAAAUUGCCCGAGAGCAACUGUCAGAAACGGAUUUGUUUGCAAAUUGGGCAACUAGUUUUUUAAAAAAUCUGUGAUUAAUUUUUUAAAUGAUAUGUUUUAAGUGGCCUUGAUGGAGGUGAUUCAGAUAAUCUGCAAAUACGGUGUUUUCUACUGUUGAGGAAAGAACAAUAAGAGACUUUCCAGAAGCCCAAGAAAUCGGGGCGGCGAGUUGUAGGAAUCUCGCGCCAGUUCUGUUUCUCAGGCUCUGGCGCUAAAGUCACAAGGGAGAUGGGUCACCUGCGUGGUAUCUUAGACAUUCUGUAAGCUGUUAGCCAAACAGAAUUGUAAUGGGGUUGUAUUUAUAGGCACCUAGAAAGGAGACACAAGGACCCGGUAGACCAGGAGGAAUUCGUUUCUUUUAAAAGGUAGAGCGGAUAGCCCUUCCUGAGUUCCCUAGAUAGCUCUUGGACUUAGAUAAACAAGGAGAAUUAAGGUCUGAUGGCAGACCCCAAGGCCAGCCUCCAGUCUUCCCCCCUACCCCGCCUCAUUUGGCCCAUAGUUUUUCCCUCCCCCCAGCGAGGACUAUUCAAAAGCUGCCAGGGGGGGUCUGAGGAAAGCCAAUGACCUGGUUUGGCCUGCCCUUCUCUCUCUGAUGUUCUCCCACCUGCGGCUGGGGAAAGAGUGACGUGGUCACCUCUCACCGUGGGAGGGCAUUACGCCCUGUCUGGGUCAUUGCCCGUACAUGGCAACAGGACUUCCCACUUCUCCGUGGUCAGUGCUCGAGUGAGAGCCUCUUUCGGCCGAGUCCACUGAGGUGGAGCCACCAACCACGUGUGCAGGACUUGACCCCACACCAGCCUUGUUGCAGGACGCACUCGUUGCAACGCUGUCUGCCAGGAAACCCAAGUUCUUUGUAGUCUCCUCCGUGCCAGGAAUCAGUUCUCAUUUCCAGGUUAUUUGAAGUCAGUCUUAAAAGGAGUAGAAUACAAUGAGUAAAAUAUAUUAGCUAUCGUUCUGAGCCGGAACUGGACAGAUGUGGGAAAUUUCUGUAUAGUGUGUGAAAAUUUCACCGUGCAGGGAAAUUAUUUUUCUCUGUAUCUCUUCUUUUCCUAUAAAAAUUAUUCAAAAUUGUACUGUUACUAUAAAUUCUUCCAGCUAUUGUUACUACAGAAUUACUCAGAAUUGUACUGUUGCUAUAAGAUUAUUCAAAAUAUCAUGCCAAUAAACUGCAUCAAUUUGUAGACGAUUAAAGUGCUCUCCAACACAA
Molecule: messenger RNA, 6042 nt
Organism: Mirounga angustirostris (Northern elephant seal)
Lineage: Eukaryota; Metazoa; Chordata; Mammalia; Carnivora; Phocidae
Gene: LIMD1
Product: LIM domain containing 1
Exons: 9
Coding region: 563-2623 (686 amino acids)
Biological process (GO): response to hypoxia; regulation of DNA-templated transcription; cytoskeleton organization
Cellular component (GO): P-body; transcription regulator complex; nucleus
Molecular function (GO): transcription corepressor activity
Source: RefSeq, a predicted model, not a curated record